AUGGACAGGAGCAUGAAUCCCUCAUCAGAGCUCGAAAAGGUCAAAUGAUAUUGAUCUCACUAUGCAAACGCGCUCUAUAUUGUCAGAAUCAAACCUCCAAAGUUGGGGUCAGGUCGGACAUUAUCAGGUUAGUUCGGACUCAUUAUCAGACGCGGCUGUUAUGAUUCCUUUUACAAGCUGAAAUUGGGAGAUUAUAAAAGAAAUGUAUCAUAUCUGGAAAGAUAGAGUUUAAAUGCGGUGAUGAAUGGACAGAGGCUGUAAGUUCAUCCGUAUGUUGGUGGUCAAAUCUCGGUGCGUAAAGCGCGCGCUCUGGGGUGGGGACUUCUUUGGAGAGGCAGAACCAGAGAGCACAACUGCACGACUCUCCGCAUCCACAGGUUGCUACGCGGAUCUCAUCCUCCUCUCGGAACAUCAUCUGGCAACCUAGACCUGAGAGUACAUUUGGUGGAGAUGAACUGAGAAGUGGUUAGAGGACGCUUUGGCUGAAGGAUUUGGAUUUGGACUGCACAUAGACGCUCAUGAGCAAAAUGCCAAAUCCAAAGCCUUGGUUGACUCGAUUAUUACCUGCCUGAUUAUUACAUUGUAUUGCGCAGGACUUUUUUUCUGGCGUCAACUAACAUCUUGUCAUCGUUUCUUCCCGAGGACUGUGCGUUUUAUUCGAGACCAACAUGCCACAGGUCCCCUACUGCAGCUGCACCACGGUGACAACAGCAACAUAAUGGCAUGUAGGAACGGUUGCUGCUGCGGCUCCGGUCCAAUAAACGAGGAUAACGCGAGGUUCCUGCUGCUGGCAUUGUUCAUCAUCAUCUAUCUCCUUUGUGGGGCCGCCGUCUUCUCAGCGCUGGAGCAGCCAAAGGAGCGAGAGGCGAAGGAGCGCUGGGCGCAGAGGUUCGAACAUUUCAGCCAGAAGUAUAACCUGAGCAAGAAAGACCUGAAUAACUUCCUCAGGAACUAUGAGGAGGCGAACGUAGCGGGUAUUCGUGUGGACACAAUCAGACCUCGAUGGGACUUCACCGGCGCGUUUUACUUCGUGGGAACUGUGGUUUCGACCAUCGGGUUUGGGAUGACCACUCCUGCCACCAUUGGAGGGAAAGUCUUCCUGAUGUUUUACGGCCUGCUUGGCUGUGCUGCCACCAUUCUUUUCUUCAACCUCUUUCUGGAGCGUGUCAUCACCGUCAUUGCCGUCAUUCUUAAGUCCUGCCACGAGCGUCACCAUAACAAGGCUGUGCUUCCGCAAAAUGGCCGGCGAGUCUCUGAGGGGAGUAGAGCAGGUGGAAAUGGGGGAGGUGGAGGUGGGAAAGGUCAGGAUCUUGCUGGCUGGAAGCCUUCAGUCUACUGUGUCAUGCUCAUCCUUGGAGUGGCGGCCAUCUUGGUGUCCUGCUGCGCCUCGCUCAUGUACUCGGCAGCCGAGGGCUGGGGCUAUCUGGACUCGCUCUACUUCUGCUUUGUGGCCUUCAGCACCAUCGGCUUUGGAGAUAUGGUGAGCAGCCAGCGGGUCGUCUACGAGGGCUACGCCACGGCCGUGUACCGGCUGGGCAACUUCUUCUUCAUCUUGACCGGCGUCUGCUGCAUCUACUCCCUCUUCAACGUCAUCUCCAUCGUCAUCAAGCAGGUCCUCAACUGGCUGCUGAGGAGGCUGGAGGCUCCCUGCCGCUGCUGUUUCCCCAGGAGGGGUCACCACCCUCACCGGCACCCGCGACGGAACGUGGUGGCUCCAGGCCACCUGCGUGCCCGCAGAGACCCCUCCAUCGAGACAGAUGCCAUCAACGAGAGCGAGACUGACACUGGGCGCAGGAUGUCUGGGGAGAUGAUCUCCAUGAGAGACUUCCUGGCAGCCAACAAGGUGAACUUGGCUAUUAUGCAGAAACAGCUAUCAGAGAUGGCCAUCGGACACCCGCGCCAGUCCAGCUCCAGCUCACGUCAGAACGGUUUCUCAGGAGGGGUGGGCGCCCUUGGCAUCAUGAACAACCGGCUGGCGGAGACUAGCGUGGACAGAUAGGGGAAACAGCAUGGAACCUUUACGAAAGGAUGCAAAAGGCUGCGAGGAUGAGACUAGCAAGGACAAAUCAGCACUGAGGGAUGCCCUCCUGGGGAAAAAAAAAAAAGACAAGAUAUGGGUGGUGUACAAGACUGAAUUUAUGACCACACAAUAUAUCUUUUUCCAUCGACAAGCAGGUUGACCCGCAGCGGCUACAGCCUGGAAUCAAACCAUUGUAGCACACUUUCCCAUCAUGAACAUGACUACAUCAAUGAUGCAUGAUAGUUUUCUGGAGUCUCACAUCUGGACCAGUGUGCAGGAAUUUUCUCCUGUGAGGAAUUCAGUUUCCAUGGUGAUAAAAAAAAGCCUGCCUAGAGCUCUUAUAUCUAAGCUUUAAAGACCUUAUUCACUACAUGCUACUUCACCGCUAACUGCAAAUUCCACUCAUCCACAGUACUUCACAAAACUCACUACAUCCCCCACCCACAUCCUCAAUGUAUCUGUCACUGUAAAGGACAUUAAUGAGAGAAAAAUAGCUUUAAUAAAAUGUCUGUUUCUUGGU
This is a messenger RNA of Thunnus maccoyii (southern bluefin tuna), 2540 nucleotides long. Its product is annotated as potassium channel subfamily K member 13-like. Bases 719 to 1999 code for a protein of 426 amino acids. NCBI's taxonomy places the organism in Eukaryota, Metazoa, Chordata, Actinopteri, Scombriformes, Scombridae. The transcript is spliced from 3 exons. Gene Ontology annotation, cellular component: membrane. The record is from RefSeq and is a predicted model, not a curated record. Gene Ontology annotation, biological process: potassium ion transmembrane transport; stabilization of membrane potential. Gene Ontology annotation, molecular function: potassium ion leak channel activity.